Aedes albopictus (Asian tiger mosquito) is the source of this 5545-nucleotide messenger RNA. RefSeq lists its product as uncharacterized. Gene Ontology annotation, cellular component: mitotic spindle. The record is from RefSeq and is a predicted model, not a curated record. NCBI's taxonomy places the organism in Eukaryota, Metazoa, Arthropoda, Insecta, Diptera, Culicidae. Gene Ontology annotation, biological process: centriole replication. The coding region runs from base 135 to 2483 and encodes 782 amino acids. The transcript is spliced from 7 exons.
CCCUGGAAGUACUCUUCGAAAAGAUCAAACGCGAUCGCCACUACAGCAGUAACUACGACUCCAAGCUGGAUGCAGGAUGUAACUCCAAAUCAUACGGAUCGAGUCCAAACGCUGGCAGUGGCUUUGAUUACUACAUGCAGGGAAAUUACUUUAAUCAAACCUGCCACGACACUUACGCACUCGAACACUACGAAGCCAGUCGACGGAUCGCCGAGUCGCGAUCACCGCAGCACAAACGCCAAGGCGCUCCCGGUAUGCCCACCUCGAUCAGCUAUCCUCGCUUCAUAUCAAGUUCGGCCAUGGCAGCCGCGACCAUCGCCGAACAAUCCCCGGAAGAAGACUUCAUACCUUCGUUGACAUCGAAAGCCGCCCAAUACGGGGGAGCCACUGUGAAAAGCCUCAGCAAAGAUUUCGCCAACCAACGAAAGCAGAUGAACUCCAACCCGUUGUACAACUGCAAUGAAGGCAACGAACUGUUCGUCCGCAAAACGGUGAACGCAACAAAUCAGGUAAGCCGGUCGGACAUUUUCGGAAUAGAAUCAUCCGUAUACGUGAUGAAGAAAUCUUGUAGUUUUGAAAUCGAAAUGGGUGGUCGACGGAUAGCUAGAAACUCGAAAAAGUUCGAGCAGAACUUGCAGCGGUUCGAACAGGAACGUCAGCAAUCGGAUCGCUACCAGUUCGGAGGCACCUUGGAGAUGGACUACGUUCCGCACAAGCCUCCGGUAGCACAUCGAAGGUCUGCUAGUAUGAAGGGUCGUGGGAGGGUACGCUCCAAGGAAAAGUUCAACACGAUCAUCGGACAAAUGUCGGCUUCGUCGGGGUUCGAAGACAACAAGCUGCGGGACUUUGUGAACAAAGACUACAUGCCCAAGGAUUUCGGCGUACCGGGAUGCUCUCGAAGCAAGAGCAGAGAUACCAAUGAGGAGAAGUCGUUCGAGAUUUACGUCGCAGAAAAGGGAGUCUGCGAAGAUGAUAACAUGGAUAGCUUGGAAUUGCUGUCCAAACCGGAUAUGCGCAUGGCGCAUUCUGUAGACUCACUGGACGAAAUCCACCACCUUCCGGUGCAACAACCCAAAGGAAGUAAAGAUCCUCCGGAAAAGGGCAAAACCGAACUAGAGAAGCUGAUCGACUUCAACCUAAUCUCGUCCGCCGAAUACAACAAAUUCCUGGACAUCGAGAAAAAAAUCGACAUCAUCAACAAACUGGUAGAAAUGGAAGAGCGCAAGCUAGAACAGGAACGGCUCGCCAAGGAAACCCGCAUGAAGCCGUUCGAGUGCGACUCGCGCCAGAAAGGAUACGUGAAAAGCUUGACGGAGAACUUCGACAAGCUGGCGAAGAACGCCCAAGAGGAGUUGGAAAACGAGAAAAGUUGGCACAUGGCAGUGCGAGCCGGGAUGAAGCGGAACUUUAGUUUGCCGGAUGUGCUGGAGGGGGCCAAGUUUCAGGCGUUCGAUUUCGAGGACGUGUUCAAGCAGAAGGACGAAGAGGAACUGUCGGAGAAGGACGAGCACUCGCUGGGAUACGUGGACGGUGAAGGCGGUAAUCCCCGAAGCUUAAUCUCUGCGCAAGAUAGUGAUGAGUCAUCGAUUAGACGUGCUUGCUCGCUUAGUGAUUUGAGUAUGGGAAAAGCUAACAACAAUUACAAACCAGUGCCUAGCAGUCGAGGAUCGGUUCAACAGCGAAACGCCCCGAAACGGAGUACGUCCUCGGUUGGGAAAGGUGGUGCUUCACUUUCUUCGGGAAUGGGAGUACGUAGUGUGUCCGUUGGGAUGCUUAAUCAAGCGAGCGACUCGGAACCUGAACCGCCAACCCGGGGUGGCCUGAUGAAACCCACCAUCAGUUCACAGAACAAGGUCAACGGUACCAACAAUGGCAACAACGGCAAGUACAUUAAUCCCCGCAGCGCAGCCGGAAUCAUCAACCGACGGAAAGGUCUUCAGAGUGCUUACAGUAGUGUCAACAUAGCAUCCGCAGCCCAGGAUGAAUCCAGCUCGGAGGAAUCGCCCACCAGCACGGUGAGUACGGUGCCGCAGAAACCGGCGGUACCACCACGGCCGCGAAGUAUCGCUCUGGAGCACAAACGGAUAGCGAACGUGAAUGCCAGCUUGAACGCGAAGAAGGCCCCCACCACCAACAUGGAGAUGGAGACGAUGAUCAAGGAUGGUGAUCUGGAUAACGCCGAUCUAACCAACCAACUGUGCUCCAACAUCAUCAACCAGCUGGUACAAACGACGACCUCGGUGAUUCAGCUGCAUCAGCGGUUAAAAUCGAACGACGAGUCCGGCGGAGGAAGUGGACGGAAUAACUCACUCAUGAUCAAGGAGCUGGAGAAUGCGGUCAUCAUGACACAGAAUAUGCUGACGAAGGUUACGAAUAGGAACAUUGGCGGCGACAGCAUCAACCACAACAACAGCACCAGCAUGUACGAGAAGUGCAACGACAUUCUGAAUCAAGUGCAAAAGCACGUCAACAACAACGGCUGAACAGCAGCAGCAACAACAACAGCAACCGAAAGCAGCAAUAUCUACGACUAGUAACUGCCCCCCAGGAUUACACUCUACUUAAGAACUUAAACAAAAAAUACCAACCUCUAAUCUGUAAUAGUGUAACCAUCUUCCAACAAUUUUCCCCCUUGUUCUUUGGAUCGAUACGUCUAUUUAUCUAUGUAUGUAUACAGUAAAUUCGGCAUCUUAGGUUUAAGUCCAAACAGAGUUGAAACGUAUAAAGUGUCACGUAUGUGAGUGGUCGUUUAUUCGAAUGUUUGUUCAAUUAGGAAGUCCAGAAUCAGCUUUAAAACAGGAUUUGUAUGUAGUUGUGGGGUUUGUGUGUGCGCGUGUACGUGUAAAAACUUAAAAUAAACAAAUGUGUUUGAAUGUGCUUAAAUUUGAAGCGGAAAUGUCGAAGAAUUGACGGAAGCGUACAACGCAGUUGCUGUUGGAAAUGAAAAAAAAAAAUGGAAUCAAGUUACGUCCAGUUUAGUUUAGAUGUGGUUAGCAAUUAGGUUUUAUACAGUUUUUCGUAGGAAAUGUAAUGAUUAGGUUGAUGAUUAGGAAGACAAAAAGCCAUAUCUAGGUAUGUUAAAUGAACAACGUUGAGUAGGAUCCUUCUGUUUUGUGUUAUGCCGUCGUCAGACGUUAGGAAAUGAUGGUAAGGUUAAUCGUUUUAGCGCGCUUAAAGCUUAUUCUUCUUUAAUUUUAAACUAAAUUAUUAACGUUUACAACCGGGAAGGGUCUGGGGCGCUUAGUUGAUUUAGUUUUGUUAGGCUAUUUUGGAUUCUGGAUGGGACAGAUUUGUUCAACUAGAAUGCCAUUUUUGGAGCGACGACUUUUGCUCGAGAAGGGUUUCGAUUGGUGAUGUUCCCGUCUUUACAAGUUAAUGGAAUUAAUAUUUGAAGAUACUAGUUGUACAUUUAUAGGUUCCAAUCUAAUGAAGAACAACUCGUUUAACAAGUUUCUAGUACUUUUGAAUGGUAUAACAUAUAAAAUAACAAUCACUUAAUACCUAUUAAAUCAUAUUGAUUUAUCCUACUAAUUAAUAAGUGAUCCACAAUUUAAGAAGAAAAAAAACCGUAAAACAGACGAUUAAACACGUUUUCUGAUACUCGAAGUCCGGCAUCUCACAGAGCAAACAAUACAAAAAACCAGACACAUCUUGUAAAAUACUACAAACAUUCUAAAAUAAACAACUCAAAAAACUCAGAGAACAUCAAUUCAACAAGUUAAAGUUCAACAAAGAGAGUCAGUAGAAAUCAGUGAUUUCAUCAAGCAAACAAACAAACAUACAAACAAUGCUUUCUACAAUUCGCCUCAAAGUUCAUCAUCUUAAUGAAAGUACUCACCCGUUUUUAACAAUGCAGAUGGAAUAGGGAACGAGGUCAAACUCAUCACAAAACAAACACACUAUCAUCGUACCGAUGAUGUUCAUUCAACGCGCAGUAACAAACUAACUAUUGAAAAUAAUCUACCAGCCAGUUCGGACGAAUGUACGUACACAAACGAGAGCUAUUACUAACCUAUUGUCACAUGGGCGAAAUAGAACAGCGCAAUUCAUGGUGCUUCAUUUGCAGUUUGUAAUUAGAGUGCAGAAGCGUGGAUAGUUUGUGCAACAGUUGGUUUUUGCUGUACCUAUUUGACAGUGAAAACUGUAGGAUCUUUAAGGUUUUAUGAGUUCUGACUGAUAUCCUGAAGAUCUAGGAUUCUCCUAAUACUGAUCGACGGAUAUUUUGUAACGUAAACUACCGACAGGGCAAAAACAGUGAUUUUUUUUAACUUUGCAUAGCCAUAUCUCAGUAACUCCUACACUACGAACUAUCUGCGAAGCAACCAAGAAUCAGAUUUUCUUCGAACAAUAACAUUAUGGUGAGUUGUGCAACGGUAAAUGAAGCACCUUAUAGCUGUUCAAAAAAGUCUUGCUUUCACUUCUCAGAACAUGGAAAUAAGCUUUGUUGAAUUAAUUGGGUAUUAAACCACAGGAAUGAAACAUGGUCGGUUAAGGGAUAACGGUUCCGAUGUGUUUCAUUCUUGUGCAAAAUUGAGCACUUAUGAUCCUAUGUUUAGAUGGACUUGAUCAAAAGUUCUUAUUCGGAAUUGCCAACUAGUUUUUGAAAUGGAGCACAGCGAAUUGUGUUGUUUGAAGUCCAACUGUAGAAACAAACAAGGAUUUUUGCAACCAUGUGUAGCAUUCGUUAUACUUUUUUGUAUAAUAGCCAAUUCGAGAACAAAGAGAAAACUACAUUUCACAUUUGAAUACUUACUUCUGAAACUAAAUUGAAGAACACAAAAUCUACUCUAACAAACUUAAAAACAACAGAAACGAACAGAAAUUCUCGAGUUUGUAGGAACGAAGAAGACGAAGCAGAAGAGGAAAAUAUAUUUAAAAGUCAUAUUUUAAAACCAAAUGAAAGACAGCAAGCGUUUGUUUCUUCUCUUUAACUAUACUGCCCUGCUUUCUUGCCCAAAUGCUUUCGCCGUAGUUCUAACCCGUAUUCUAACUAACCAUCAAAAAAUCUGCUUUUUAUUCCCCUUUUUAAUCUGUAUGUACACAGUGCUGUAAGUAGUGCUGCGCUGCGCUGCGACCGAACAAGCUUCGCUGGUGGGUGAUAUGUGAUCUGAAGUAGCAUCUCUGCUUCCAAAGUGGUUGCUUGGCUUAGGGAGGUCAGAUGAUGCGAUGGCGAUGCGAUGAUGGUGAAUGUCUUCCACGCCGUGUACAUUGCUUCUCUAGACGUUUCGAAGGCUAGAGAAUGGUGCAAUGGCCAUAGUCUGGGAUCUGCGCGCGGGAUGGAAGGCUUGGUUGGCUUGAUGGCUUACUGACAGGUGAGUACCUAAUGCGAACUAAUUUUCCACUAAUUCAACUGACCAGGCAGCCGAUCGUUGACGAUAACGGAUAAAAUGGUAUUCACGUAAGAUAUGACGUAGAAUUAAGCUACUGAAAUGUAUAUCUAUAAGGAAGUAAUGUAAAUAUAGUACCACUACGCAUCAUUCAACAGUCAACUAAUGGAACUGGCGAUGUACAGAAGACAAAUAAAAUUCAGCCGUUGUUGUUCAAA